CAGUGGCAGUCAGAGUUGGUGCCCUUGAAGGAUGAGGAGGACCAGGCUCUGGGGGCUGUUCUGGAUGUCCUUCUUCUUAGAACUCCAAGAUGGAGCUAAAUCAAAGGAGAUCAAGUAUGAACUAAUAGAAGGGCAGGUCCUGGAAGUGGAAUGUCCCUUCAACGUACUACUGUUCCAAAGGAGCCAGAAGGAGUGGCAGAAGCUGACAGAAGGAGAGGAGCCUCUGACACUGGCAAGGACAGAGAGGAGCUCAGGGCAGACCAAUCAUGUCCAGGUGGGGAGGUACUUCCUGGAAGACAUCCCCAGUGAAGGUUUACUGGUUGUCCGAAUGACUGACCUUCGGCAGGAGGACUCAGGAUUAUAUCAGUGUGUGAUCUAUCAGCCUCCCAAAGAACCCUUUGAGUUGCACCAUCCUAUCCGCCUGGUGGUGAAAAAAGGUCCUGUCUCAUACAGUAAUUCUACCCAGGAUGUGACUGAGAUUCCCACCAUUCCUCCUAUCACCACCAAGGCCCGGGGCAAGCUUCCUAUCAGCCCAGGCACUGUGACUCAACUCUGGUCCACAUCAACUGCCAGCCUCACUUCUCCUGACCUGAGAGUCAACUCCACACAUGGGACAAAUGUCAUUAGGAUCUCUCCAAUCAGUAUCAUCACUAUCGUGGUGUGUGGAAUCCUGACCAAGAGCCUGGUCUUCACUGUCCUGUUGGUUGUCACACAGAGGUCAUUUGGACCCUAGGCCCAUGAACCCACAAGAAUGCCCUAUGACCUCCAUCCAUGUCUACCUGGCAGUUGUGCUAGAAGAAGAAUGUGAAAGGGGAUAGAAAGGAGGGGUGGGCAAUGCCUGGGCUGAAUCUGUAACACAGGUUAUUUCUAAGGCUCAGGAUCCCGCCUUCCUGGCCUGCUGAGUCCCCUCAUUUCACUAAUAACCUUGGGUGUGUGCUUUGCCCCAUUAGAAGAGAAAAUAUAGUCUCUAAUAUGCCCCAGGCCUCAAUUCCACCAGCAGCUUAGGGUUUCCAUUAAAUAAAGACAGAGUUCUUCCCUGGCUGGUGUGGCUCAGUGGUUUGAGAACUGGCUUGUGAACCAAAGGGCUGCUGGUUU
This is a messenger RNA of Phyllostomus discolor (pale spear-nosed bat), 1095 nucleotides long. RefSeq names its product triggering receptor expressed on myeloid cells 1 (gene TREM1). NCBI's taxonomy places the organism in Eukaryota, Metazoa, Chordata, Mammalia, Chiroptera, Phyllostomidae. The transcript is spliced from 4 exons. The coding region runs from base 32 to 733 and encodes 233 amino acids. Gene Ontology annotation, biological process: chemokine production; neutrophil-mediated killing of gram-negative bacterium; cytokine production involved in immune response. The record is from RefSeq and is a predicted model, not a curated record.